CGUCAAUGAGAUGUUCAUUUUUGUUGUAAGAAGAGCAUAUAUAUAUAUAUAUAUAUUGUCAUCUCUUCUUCCACCAAACUUUCGGAGUUUUCUUUGGUUAAUUAGUAAAAAAUUGCUUAAUUAAUUUGUCCUUCCAGAGGAUCGAAUGAGAUAGAAAGGGUACUGGAGGGGCAAUUAAUUAAUUAAUCUCUAGUAAGUAUAUAUAUAAAUAUGGAGAGCCUGGAAGAAAGAGUGUUUAUGUUGAUGAAUGAACAAUAUUAUUAUUCCAAUUCCAAUGUAUCAGAUCAGCUGCAUAUGCAUCAUCAUCGCUCUGUGUCUGUGGAGAAUCUAAACCUAUGGUGGGAAAACAACACCGACUCCGAUGACUCAGCCGAGCGAAUUUUGUAUUGGGAAUCUCAGAUCUCACUGCUUCAGGAAAUUUUGGAGCGGUACCAUUUAAGUGGGUCAAAAUUGAGACUUGAGGUUGGUCGAAUCAUUAAAGAGGUCAAAGCUUCUGAUUUUUGCAGCUGCUUGAAGGCUAACUCUUCGGAUUGCAUCACCUGUUUGAGAAGACGAGUGGUUGACGGGCUCUGCGAAAGAGGAUUCAGUACCAACCUUUGCAUUUCAAAAUGGAGAACAACUAAAAAAUUUCCUGGAGGCUGUCACGAAUACAUUGAGGUGAUUGCAAACACAUCAACUAGGAAGAAGAUUCAUUUUCUGGUGGAAUUGGAGUUGAGGGAGCAGUUUCAGAUUGCAAAAGCAAGUGAAAAUUACCGGAAACUAGUGUCCUGUUUGCCCGAAUUUUAUAUUGGAAAACUGGAGUACUUAACUGCCAUUGUUCGAGUAAUGUGCAAUGCUGCAAAGAAAUCAAUGAAGGAAAAGAAAAUGCACGUGGGUCCGUGGAGGAAGAGCAGCUUCAUGCAAAUGAAAUGGUCAGGAUUCAAUCAAAUAUGCAAUUCUAAUAAAUCCUUGGGUUCAGUUGCAACAUAUCCCCAUGCACAAGCAAGUGAAUCUUACUUCAGAAUUUCAGGAGCUCCUACACCUUUGGUAGUCACCUGAAAAUGACCAGAAAAUUUCAACACUAAAUUUUGAACUUAGGCCUAUUUAGUAGUAGGAGUUGAUGAGCAAUAUAUCAGAAUUCGAAAUUCAGUGUCCUUUACUUUAGGUCCAAGGUUAUGAUGUAAUAUAUUUGCCCAGCAUUAGAGUAUAUCAUAUAUUGUUUGCAGUAAUUUUUAAAUUGUAAAUGUCCUUGUUGAAUAUAUAUAUAUAUAUAUAUAUAUAAAGGAACGUACUGAGAUUCGAGCUUA
Molecule: messenger RNA, 1286 nt
Organism: Glycine soja
Lineage: Eukaryota; Viridiplantae; Streptophyta; Magnoliopsida; Fabales; Fabaceae
Exons: 3
Coding region: 211-1038 (275 amino acids)
Source: RefSeq, a predicted model, not a curated record